AUGGAGACGAAAUUCUUUGAUGGAUCGAUUGAUCGUGUGAUGCCCGAGGCCGAGGCGAGCAAGGCCGAACCUGCGGUUGACGGUGAACGUCUGCUGCUGACCGAGUCGACUGAUUCUCCAAAAGUGAGAGAAGUCGAGCUAAAAGAUACCACACUCGAGGUCCUCAAACGUCUUUUAGACUACAUCUAUUCAUCGAAAUUAUCACUAGUGCACAUGAAGGAAGAGCUGGUGAUCGAGGUGCUCGGAUUGGCGAACAAAUACGGCUUCGUUGGACUUCUGUUGAAGUUGAUCGUUGACCAUUUGAAGUCAAUCAUUCACAACUCGAAUCUCUGCAAUAUUUUCAACAUUUCCCUGCAAUGUGUGCUCACCUCGUUGACCGAUUUCUGUUUAGAGUAUGCGGAUCGGAAUGCCGAAUUGGUGCUGAGAAGUGAGGUUUGUCGGAAGCACAAACUGGCGCUAAGUUUGGUUUUCGGCAACUUCUUCGAGAAUGCCCCGCAAAAGCAGUUGAUCUCUCGGGACUCGUUUUGCGCAAAAGAGAUCGAUAUUUUCCAUCUGGUCGGCGAAUGGAUCAAGGCUAAUUCAUUGGAAAAUGGUCAAAAGCUGCUCAACGAGGUCCGAUUGCCGUUGAUCUCUUUGCGAGACCUUUUGGGAUCGAUCCGUCCAACAAAGCUACUCUCACCGGAUGCUAUUCUCGACGCGAUUCAAGAACAACAGCAGACAAAAUCGGCUCAUUUGAUGCACAGAGCUGUGAUUGUACCAAAUGUGAACAUUGUCACCACCUCACGAGGAGCUCAAGUGAUCACCGGCGAGUUCAAACACGCCGAUGUCAUGCAAUAUAAGGGUGAACGAGGGCACACGCAACACUUGAUCACUCAAGAACCCGCCGACAAAGAGCCGGGAAUCGUCAUUGAGCUCGGCAAACUAUACAUGAUCAACAAAAUCGUGAUGUCGUUGUACGAGAGGAACGCAAACUGCUGGUACUCGUAUUUCAUCGAGCUCUCAAUGGACAACAAGAACUGGCUACGAGUUGUUGACUACCGCGAGUUUCUCUUACCCGAUGACAAUGUGGCCACGAUAAAAGAUGAUGCAUUGGUGAUCGAUGGAGUGUCGAAGAGUCGGAACGCGUUGAUCAAUGGCGAUACGCUGGGAUAUGACUGGAAUAAAGGUUACACUUGUCUUGCAAUCGGUUGCGGUUCAAUCGUCAUUCAACUCCCACAACCGUAUAUCAUCUCCACGAUGCGUUUAUUGUUAUGGGAUUGUGACUCACGAUCAUAUUCUUAUCAUAUUGAUGUCUCAGCGAAUAAGAAAGAUUGGAAGACUGUUGUGGAUAAAACGGGCGAGGCUUGCCAAUCAUGGCAACACCUGAAAUUCGAGCCAGUCCCCGUCGUUUUUGUUCGGAUCGUUGGCACGCACAACACGGUGAAUGAGGUAUUUCACUGUGUUCAUUUCGAAUGCCCGUCGAGUCCAUUGCCUGCGUUGAUCGACGAGGAACAAGAUGCUGCA
Mesorhabditis belari is the source of this 1503-nucleotide messenger RNA. The record is from the annotation of a GenBank genome assembly. Lineage: Eukaryota; Metazoa; Nematoda; Chromadorea; Rhabditida; Rhabditidae.